CACAAUAUGAAUCAAACUUGAUUGAUGUAGGUUCGAUGGUCAAGAUUUCUUAUCGAGGCUUGAAGGGAAAAGCAUAAUGUUUGUAGGAGAUUCACUGAGUUUAAAUCAGUGGCAAUCACUCACAUGCUUGCUUCAUAAAGCUGUGCCACACGCUAUCUAUCAAUCACAUAGAACUGGAGGCCUCUCCACUUUCACAUUCCCAACUUUUUGCAUGCAGACGUUCAAGACUAAAGUGAUGUUCUCUCGCAACGCAUUUCUGGUUGAUAUUGUAAACACAAAGACAGGGCGAAUUCUAAAACUUAACUCCAUUCAAAGUGGGAAGCAGUGGAGGCAAAUCGAUGUCUUGAUCUUCAACACAUGGCACUGGUGGCUUCACACCGGAAGGAAACAACCAUGGGAUUUGAUUGAAGAUGGAAGUGAAACAAUCAAAGACAUGGAUCGCUUAGUAGCCUUUGAGAAAGCGUUGAACACUUGGGCUAAUUGGGUUGACACAAAUGUCGAUCAAACCAAAACCAAGGUCUUCUUUCAAGGGGUUUCCCCUGAUCAUACCAAUGGAGUUGAUUGGGGGGAAUCAAGUGCAAGUUGUGAGAAACAAACAAAACCAGUAAUGGGGUCAAAGUAUCCAGGAGGUGAACAUAAAGCAGAGAUAGUAGUGGAGAAAGUGAUAAGAAGAAUGAGAAAUCCGGUGUAUUUGCUGAACGUGACAAGAUUAUCACAGUUAAGAAAAGAUGGUCAUCCUUCCUACUAUGGCAUCGGCGGCCACAAAGUUCCUGACUGCAGCCACUGGUGCUUGGCCGGUGUUCCUGAUACUUGGAACCAGCUUCUAUAUGCUGCUUUAAUUCAAACCUAAACUAGUUAUGCAUGGUGCUCAUUGUUAAAACAAUAAUUUCAUUUUCAAGGCAACAGCUAACGAUAUUAAAAUUGGCUCUGUUGAUGUUAAUGUGUUGUCUCAGUUUCAAUGGUCAGUAUUAUAUCGUGUUA
Messenger RNA from Pistacia vera, 981 nucleotides. Its product is annotated as protein trichome birefringence-like 43. Gene Ontology annotation, molecular function: O-acetyltransferase activity. The coding region runs from base 77 to 850 and encodes 257 amino acids. Gene Ontology annotation, cellular component: Golgi apparatus. The transcript has 4 exons. The record is from RefSeq and is a predicted model, not a curated record. NCBI's taxonomy places the organism in Eukaryota, Viridiplantae, Streptophyta, Magnoliopsida, Sapindales, Anacardiaceae.